Lampris incognitus (smalleye Pacific opah) is the source of this 1648-nucleotide messenger RNA. It is a transcript of the gene f13a1b, whose product is annotated as coagulation factor XIII, A1 polypeptide b. Gene Ontology annotation, molecular function: protein-glutamine gamma-glutamyltransferase activity. Lineage: Eukaryota; Metazoa; Chordata; Actinopteri; Lampriformes; Lampridae. The record is from RefSeq and is a predicted model, not a curated record. The coding region runs from base 1 to 1212 and encodes 403 amino acids. The transcript has 9 exons. Gene Ontology annotation, biological process: peptide cross-linking; blood coagulation, fibrin clot formation.
AUGGUGGACGUCCUGCGCUGUCUUGGCAUCCCGUCGCGGGUGGUGACGAACUAUUAUUCUGCCCAUGACAACGACGGCAAUCUGAAGACUGACAUCCUCCUGGACGAGAACGGCAAGAUCGACCGUAAAAACACCAAGGAUUCGAUCUGGAACUACCAUUGCUGGAAUGAGUGCUACAUGUCCAGACCAGACCUUCCACAAGGCUUUGGAGGCUGGCAGGUUGUGGAUUCUACGCCGCAGGAGACCAGUGAUGGCAUGUACAGGUGCGGCCCUGCCUCCGUCAAGGCCAUUAAGCAUGGCCAGAUAUGCUUCCCGUUUGACGCAGCCUUUGUAUUUGCUGAAAUCAACAGCGACGUGGUCUUCUAUUCUCGGAGGAGAGAUGGCACCCUGGAACCAGUCAAGGUGAACCGGUCCCACGUGGGCCGCAUGGUCCUGACCAAAGCUCCAGGGCUGGAGAGCCGCCGUGACAUCACGGAGAACUACAAGUUUCCAGAAGGUAGCCCAGAGGAGCGCACUGUUCUGGAGAAGGCGGAGGAGUACGGCUGCCACCGGGAGAAGUCCAACCCCCCCGUGGCCGACGUGGACCUGUCCAUGCCGUCUCUGGAGGUCAGCGUGGGCGAUGACUUUGACCUGAGCCUGGAGUUCAAGAACCUCAGCGGCCAGCGGCGCACCGUGGACACUUUCGUCACUGGGAGUGUGGUGUAUUACACUGGGGUGACCUACGCCGACUUCCUGUUCAGCGGUCCCUCUGUGAUGAUAGAGCCCAGCAAGAGUACUAAGGAGGUGGUGCAGGUGCGUUCGAAGAGCUACAUGAAACAUCUGGUGGAGCAGGCCAACCUCCACUUCAUCGCCACUGGGAAGGUCAGGGAGACGGGCCAGAUCGUCACCGCCAUGAAAGUCGUUGCCCUGCGCACUCCCAAAAUCACUGUCAAGUUGUCGGGCGUGGCCAAGGUGAAUGAGGAGAUGAUGGCGUCUGUAGAAUUUACCAACCCCUUCAGCUUCAAUCUGGAGAACGUCUACAUUCGCAUGGAGGGGCCAGGGAUAAUGCCACCCAAAUCCAAAUAUUACAGUCUGAUCGCCAGUGGCACUGCCCUGACCUGGACCGAGUUCUUCACCCCGAGGAGGGCAGGUUCCACCCGGCUGGUAGCCACCCUGGACAGCCCCGCCCUCAGACAGGUGUACGGCACGGUGUCAAUCACCGUGAAGGCCUGAGGACCGGCGCAGGAGCACUGCGCCACGUCCCUAGGUCAGUUACUGGCCAAGCUUAACUCAUCAGCUAUCGCGCUUGAGUUUUUAGAAGCCGCUAUAUUCUAGCCAAUAUAUACAAUCUGCACCUUUUGAAGAGCUUUUUUUUACUACUUAAAUUGUGUUUUUAGUUGUAACGAUAAUGAGGAACGGUCUGUAGAAUGAGAUCUCUUCCCUUUAAACAUCACGCUGACCGAUGAGGUUUUACUUGAUGCGUUCAAUUCGCUCGAUGUACUCCAGUCAAGCUGCAUUUUUAAUGAAUUGUCGAUGCCUUUACGUGAUCAGCACUAUGAAGUACUGUUUUCGCCCCUUCGUGGUACCUGGAGAAUGUUUGUACGCUGUCUUUCUGUGCAAAAACAGAAGGAAAAUAUAUAUCAACUAAAUAAAGGGCUGAUAAAUGUCA